This is a messenger RNA of Xiphias gladius (swordfish), 1934 nucleotides long. RefSeq names its product SAP domain containing ribonucleoprotein. NCBI's taxonomy places the organism in Eukaryota, Metazoa, Chordata, Actinopteri, Istiophoriformes, Xiphiidae. The transcript has 11 exons. The record is from RefSeq and is a predicted model, not a curated record. Gene Ontology annotation, biological process: poly(A)+ mRNA export from nucleus. Gene Ontology annotation, cellular component: nucleus. The coding region runs from base 87 to 722 and encodes 211 amino acids.
GCGGGCGGCGCUGUGAGUCCGUGUCGGUGGUCAGAAGGCGCGCGGCUCCUGUUUGAUUGGAGGAAGUAGUACAACAACAAAGAAAGAUGGCCGAAGUGAUAGAGCUGCAGAAGCUGAAGCUUGCUGAACUGAGGCAGGAGUGCGAGGCCCGAGGCCUGGAAACCAAGGGAAACAAAGGGGAGCUCAUCGCUCGACUGCAAGCCUAUCUGGAGGAGCACGAGGAGGACGUGGACGUUGAUGAUGUGCUGGCAGAAGAUACAGAGGACUUCCCUAAAGUUGAGAGCGCCGACAACAUAAAAGUCGACAAGGAUUCUGAAUCUGCUGAGUGCGAGACACCGACUGAAAAGAAGGUGGUGAAAAUAACUCCCCCGUCAUCUGCCAGUGAAAGACUACAGAAGAGAGCUGAACGUUUCAACUUGCCUGCAUCGGCUGAAAGCAAGAAGGCCAUACGUGCGGCAAGGUUUGGCCUACCAACGGAUGCUUCCAGUCCCUCUCCAGGUCUCGUUGCAAACAGCAAAGCCGCUGUGAACGUUGAUCAGCUGAAGAAGAGAGCGGAAAGAUUCGGCAUGAACGUUUCAUCCAUUUCACAGAAGAUGGAAGAGGACGAAAAGCUGAAAAAAAGGAAGGAGAGGUUCGGGGUCUUGACGAGCGCAGGUUCAGGUGGUGCCGACGAUGCUGAGGCAAAGAAAAUGAAGCGCGCUGAACGAUUUGGAAAAGUGUAAAUAAUGUUUUAGACUUCCCUUUUUUUGUAAAGCAUUUUCAUGGCUGUACAACAGAGAUUCCCGAAGACGACAAAUGUCACUAAUAGGAUUCCUGCAAAUCAAAAGUAUAGUUAAACACACAAAAACACAUGGGUGAGUUAGAUCAUUUAAAUGGUUUGGAAAACAAACAAAGAAAAAGUUUGUUAAUUAUUUACUGAGCCUCAAGUCCGUGUAUAUUAUAAAUUUGACAAAACAUCUGAAUCGUCUGUUUUUCAUGUUUAUUAUUUAUUGGAGGACCAUUUUCUCAGUCCUGGGAGGCAAUUAUUUUCAAUUUGACCCAAACAUUUUUCAGUUCCCUGCUUUUUAUACAGGAGUUAUUGGGCUGUGGGCAGUAUGAGUUCCUGUGUAACGUAAAGUUGUUUUUUUUUUUGUUUUUUUUAACUUAUCAUUCCCGAUCUUACUGCUCAUCUAACAAAUCGGAUCCUCACCGUUUUUUCUGGUCUGUUCCUCUUAGCUGCACUUUGCCAGAGCUGCACCGGAGUCCAUUUGUUGAGUCUUUAUCAAGCAGAUAAGUCGGCCCGUGGCUUGUUAGUCGAGCGACUUCCUGCAGCUGCUUCACAGUAAAAGCCUUCCAGCUGUCAGGGAGGAAUAAUACGUUCUCCAGGAAUCAGGAAAUCACGGGGCAAUUUUCUUUGCUUGAUUAAAAAAAAAAAGUUGGUCCGUAUCUCUAUUGGGACGUUUAUUAGACCGUAACACUCCUGAGAAAGAACAGUUAAAACCAGCAGAUCAGAAACCAGUGAGGCUCUUACGUCAUGCAUGUGCUGACACCAACCCGGCGUCUAGAAAUGUCCUCGUCAUCGUGUGUGCAACAAGGAAAAAUGGGAAAUUUCGGCCUUGGGAAAAUAAAUAAAAGAGUAUAAUUAUAUUGGGACUGAGAGAACCAAAAAUGGGAAGUUGAACGGUAAAGAUAUCCUGCACAUGAUAAUUAAACGUAAAGUCUGCAUUUAUGGGCGGUAGUUCAAUUAGAAUAUUCUAUUGUUCCAUUUAAAUAAUAUAACCCACUUAUUUGUAUUUAAUGUGUGUAUUUAAUUGUACUUCUGAUCAACCAGAUAGCCUGUUAUUUUCUUGUUUUUUCUCUGGGAUUCCAUUGGUACACUGCUUCAGUAAUCUGUCCAUUUUCUAACAUUUUGUGAUUUAAAAUAAAUUGUUUUACGAUUUUUCUUUCUUUUUUGA